CUGCGUCCCACCUCUUAUCGCGUCGUCGAUAAGCUAUCAAACCCCCGCGAUCCCAUGGGCUGCUCUCUGACGCAACCCCUCCAUGUUUUAACAAGCUCACUUCGCUGCAACCUAAAACUAUAACAUCUGAGUGUCUAGAAGCAACUCGAAAACAGCUUCAUUGACCCAUCUGUUUACUGUGCGGCCAAAGGUCCGUUUACACACACGCACAACAUGUCUCACGAGCACUCCCACGACGGGCCCCACGGCCACUCCCACUCCCACGAGGGUGGCUUCAACGCCCAGGAGCACGGUCACUCUCAUGAGAUCCUCGACGGUCCCGGCAGCUACCUCGGCCGAGAGAUGCCCAUUGUCGAAGGUAGGAACUGGAGUGACCGCGCUUUUACCAUUGGUAUCGGGGGCCCCGUUGGUUCCGGCAAGACGGCGCUGAUGCUCGCCCUCUGCCUCGCCCUGCGCGAGAAGUACUCCAUCGCUGCCGUGACCAACGACAUCUUCACACGCGAGGACGCUGAGUUCCUCACGCGCCACAAGGCACUCCCGGCGCCGCGCAUCCGCGCCAUCGAGACGGGCGGCUGCCCACACGCCGCCGUCCGCGAGGACAUCUCGGCCAACCUCGCCGCCCUCGAGGACCUGCAUCGCGAAUUCGACGCCGACCUGCUCCUCAUCGAGUCCGGCGGCGACAACCUGGCCGCCAACUACUCGCGCGAGCUCGCCGACUACAUCAUCUACGUCAUUGACGUCUCGGGCGGCGACAAGAUCCCGCGCAAGGGUGGCCCCGGAAUCACGCAGAGUGACCUGCUGGUCGUCAACAAGACGGACCUUGCCGAGAUCGUCGGCGCCGACCUCGGCGUCAUGGAGAGGGACGCCCGCAAGAUGCGCGAGGGCGGGCCGACCGUCUUCGCCCAGGUCAAGAAGAACGUCGCCGUGGACCACAUCGUCAACCUGAUCCUGAGCGCCUGGAAGUCGAGCGGCGCCGAGGAGAACCGCAGGGCGGCAGGCGGCCCGCGGCCGACGGAGGGCCUGGACAGCCUCAAGGCUUAAGCCGGAGUGGGAGUGGGAGCGGGAGGGGCCACGGGACCGUGGUCACGACUGCAACGUGUAAAAGAGAGAGGGGAAAAAAAAGUGAAGAAAA
Colletotrichum navitas is the source of this 1132-nucleotide messenger RNA. Its product is annotated as urease accessory protein UreG. The record is from RefSeq and is a predicted model, not a curated record. Bases 214 to 1041 code for a protein of 275 amino acids. Gene Ontology annotation, molecular function: nickel cation binding; GTPase activity. Lineage: Eukaryota; Fungi; Ascomycota; Sordariomycetes; Glomerellales; Glomerellaceae. The transcript is spliced from 2 exons.